Molecule: messenger RNA, 5374 nt
Organism: Lottia gigantea (owl limpet)
Lineage: Eukaryota; Metazoa; Mollusca; Gastropoda; Lottiidae
Exons: 17
Coding region: 217-4674 (1485 amino acids)
Biological process (GO): transmembrane transport
Cellular component (GO): membrane
Molecular function (GO): ATP binding; ATP hydrolysis activity; ABC-type transporter activity
Source: RefSeq, a predicted model, not a curated record
AAGUGGAACUGGCACGAGUUUUGCGGACAUGAUGAAAAUUUCACAGUAUGGAGUGGGAAUGAUUUCGGUCAUUGUUUUGAGAAGUGUGCUUUUAUAUUACCACCAUUAGUAUUAUUGUGUAUACUAAGUUCAUAUUAUAUAGCCAGACGACAAUUACGUUUUGCACAAGCAGAUGUAUAUGUGGAAUGGUUUUGGUUUUUAAGAUUAAGAUUUUUCAUGACUGUGUUGUUGAUACUGACACCAGUGGUAGAAAUACUCUUGACAAUAUUUUUGUUUAAAAUCACACCGAGUUGGGCUGAUUAUGUGGUGUGUGGACUCUCUAUUUUUACGUGGUUUGUACAUACCGUGUACGUGUGGCAUCUGCGAUAUAUCCAUAAUGUGUCUGUACGUGGACCUAGUCUAGUUAUUUGUGUUUAUUUGUUGACACUUGUUUCAUUAGCAGUACAUCUGAGAUCUGUGAUAUAUCAACAUGUUGAACAUUCAGCCAACCUGAAUUCUGCUGAGGAAUAUGUCAGCUAUACUAAACUUGGAAUUCAAUUAAUUUAUCUGCUGACUUUAUUCCCUAAAAGAGAUCGAAUUUACAGAACAGAACUGUUUGCUGGCAGUAUUAAUUAUGAUGCAACAGACACAGAACAGGUUACAUGGGAUCAUAUUCGUAGUUAUGGUUCUGUCAACAUAUCAGAACCUUCAGUAGAACUUAUUGAAGCCGAGUAUGAUGCCAACUGCUUUUCUAAGCUCUCAUUUUAUUGGUUGCGUGGAAUGUUCAGAAAAGGAGCUAUGGGCAAACUGAGAAGUGGCACUGACUUGUACAGACUCCCAAAAAGACUGAAUUCAUCGAAAAUUGAUAAAAAAUUUAAACAUGUUCUCAAUGGCUACUCUUCAGAUGGGGAGGUAGAUUUAGACAAUAAUGUAUCUCGUGGAAGUACGACUGGAUAUUCUUCACUUCUGCACGAUUCCUCUAUUCAAAUUAUGGAUCCUGGUAGAUAUAGGCGAGUUGAAAAACCCAAAACAUUAUUCAAAGCUUUAAAUUCAGCUUUUGGCUGUGAAUAUUAUACAUUAGGAAUUCUGAAAUUAGUGGCAGACGGUUUAGGAUUUGCUGGCCCGAUUCUUCUGAACUUUUUAGUUUCAUACAUUGAAAACAAAAAUGAACCUGAAUAUCAUGGAUAUAUCUAUGCAUGUGGAUUACUUCUGAGCACAUUUUUAGGAACAAUCUUUUCCACGCAAUUUGACUACCAUGUGAAAAAUGUUGGGUUUAAAAUGCGUUGUGCUAUUAUUACUACAGUGUAUCAAAAAACCUUAUCAGUGAAUACUGUCAACAUGUCAAAGUUCAGUACAGGUCAAAUUGUCAACUUCAUGAGCACAGAUACAGACAGAAUCAUCAACUUUUGUCCAAGUUUCCAUGCGUUUUGGAGUUUGCCCUUUCAAGUUGCUGUCUCCCUAUAUUUACUACAUCAACAAGUUGGAUUGGCGUUUUUAGCUGGUCUGGCCUUCGCUAUUAUUUUGAUUCCUAUCAAUCGACAGUUAGCUAUUAAAAUUGGAGAUCUGAGUAGUAAAAUGAUGGAACAGAAAGACUCCAGAGUUAAGUUGAUGACAGAAAUAUUAAGUGGUAUCAGAGUUAUCAAGUUUUAUUCGUGGGAGAAGCAUUUCACCAGUCAAGUCAAUUCUAUCAGAGAUCAAGAAUUAAAGAAUUUAAAGUGUCAGAAAUAUUUAGAUGCUUUAUGUGUAUAUUUUUGGGCCACAACUCCUGUAUUGAUCUCAAUAUUAACAUUUACAACUUACUCUCUGUUGGGCCAUCAACUAACUGCUGCCAAAGUUUUUACAAGUUUAUCAUUAUUUAUUAUGUUAAUUGGACCUCUUAAUGCAUUCCCUUGGGUCAUAAAUGGUUUGAUGGAAUCCUGGGUAUCUUUAAAAAGAGUAGAAGAAUUCUUUAAAUUGAAGACAUUUGAUCCAAUUUCAUAUUUUUCUCAACAUUUAGAUAUAACAAGUUCCAUAAGAGUAGAUAAAGGAUCCUUUUCAUGGUUACCUAAAGAUUCAAAUAUUAUCUCAUCUAGUCAAAAUGGCAGAACCAAUCAAAUGCCAGGCUCAACCAAUGAAAAUCCAGCUGGAAGUGAAGACUCAACCAAUGAAAAUAGUUCAUCUUUAUUAAUGUUAUCAAAUAUAAAUCUUCACAUUAGAAAGGGUCAGUUUUUAGGAAUAAUUGGAAAAGUUGGCAGUGGUAAAAGUUCACUGUUAAAUGCUUUAUUGGCUGAAAUGGAGAAAGUUGGAGGUAGAAUUAGUAUUGAGAAAAGAGACCAUGGCUUCUCUUAUGCUUCUCAAGAACCAUGGAUACAGCAUGCUACAGUUAGAGAUAAUAUAUUAUUUGGUCAGAGAUAUCAAGUAGGGAAAUAUGAUGCUGUAAUACAUGCUUGUGCUUUAACUGAUGAUCUCAAGAUGUUACCUGCUGGUGAUAGAACUGAAGUAGGUGAAAAUGGUAUGACAUUAAGUGGAGGACAGAAAGCUAGAGUAGCAUUGGCUAGAGCUGUAUAUCAGGAUAAAGAAGUAUAUUUAUUAGAUGACCCACUAUCAGCUGUUGAUAGUCAUGUAGCUAACCAUCUAUAUUAUAAAUGUAUUAUGGGUAUGUUAAAAGAUAAAACCAGGAUACUGUGUACUCAUCAUGUUAAAUAUCUUAAAGAAGCUGAUAUAGUCAUACAGAUGGAAGAUGGUCAUAUUGUCAAAUCAGGGAGACCAUCUGAAGUUCUUCCUACUAUAAAAGAUAUAAUAAAAGAAGAUAGAGAGACAGAAGUAGGGAGGAAUGAAGAGGAAGGAGAAGAGAGAGGAUUGAUGAGUGAAGAAGAAAAAGAGAAAGGAGUAGUUAAACUACAUGUCUAUAAGUCAUAUUGGACAGCAGUAGGUAACUGUCUAGCACCAUGUAUACUCAUAGCUUUAUUUCUUAUGCAAGCAUCCAGAAAUAUCAAUGAUUGGUGGUUAUCAUACUGGGUAACACAUAGUCAUACCUCUACUAAUAACAAUCAUAAUACUUCCAAUUUAUAUAGUUUUGUACCGGAGUUACUUCAUUUCAAUCAUAAUAAUACCAGUAGUAUACCAGACUUGAAUAUAACACAAGCUACAGAUAAUGUUAAAUUCUAUCUUAUGAUAUAUGGUUGUCUAGCUGGAGCUAACUCUAUCUUCACACUCUUCCGAGCGUUUUUAUUUGCUUAUGGUGGUAUAGAGGCAGCUCAACUUUUACACAAAAAACUUCUGUCAUCCAUUCUUAAAGCACCAGUGUUAUUUUUUGAUACAACUCCAUUAGGAAGAAUAGUCAAUAGAUUCUCAUCUGAUAUAUAUUCUAUAGAUGAUUCCUUACCAUUUAUAUUAAAUAUAUUCCUAGCUCAAGCUUAUGGUAUCUUCGGUACUAUUAUUAUAACUUGUUAUGGUUUACCGUGGUUUGCUAUAAUACUAGUACCUUUAGGUCUUCUAUAUUAUAAAAUACAAAAAUAUUAUCGCCAGACAUCUAGAGAAUUAAAGAGAAUUUCCAGUGUCACAUUGUCACCUAUUUAUGCUCAUUUUACUGAAACUAUAACUGGUUUAACUACUAUAAGAGCUAUGAAAGCUUCAGAAAGAUUCCGCAGAGAAAAUUUGCAGAAAUUAGACUUAAAUCAAAGAGCCCAGUUUGCUAAUAAUACUGCUGCUAGGUGGUUAGAUUUUAGACUACAGAUGUUAGGUGUUGCCAUGGUAACUGGUGUUUCAUUUAUAGCUGUAUUAGAACACCAUUAUAGAUCUGUUAAUCCAGGUUUGGUUGGAUUAGCUAUAUCCUAUUCUCUAUCUAUAACUGGUUUAUUGGGUGGAGUAGUAAUGUCCUUCACUGAAACAGAGAAACAGUUAGUGAGUGUAGAGAGAGCUGAACAGUAUAUUAAUAAUGUACCACAUGAAUCUUGGACUGGACUUCUCUUUCCUCCAUCAUACUGGCCGAUUCAAGGUUCAGUAUUAUUUAGUCAUGUGACAAUGAGAUAUAGGGAAGACUUACCGAAUGCAUUAGAUGGUGUUACGUUUGAAACCGAGCCAGCAGAGAAUAUUGGUAUAGUUGGUCGAACUGGGUCUGGUAAAUCUAGUCUAUUUCUAGCCUUGUUUCGUAUGACUGAAAUUCAACAUGGUGAAAUAAUGAUAGAUGGAAUUAAUCUUCACCAUUUAGAUCUGAGAGAUGUUAGGUCUCGUUUAGCUGUGAUACCUCAAGAUCCAUUUUUAUUUAGUGGCAGUGUACGUGAAAAUUUAGAUCCUACACGGUGUUUUACUGAUAAUGCAAUCCAGACAGCUAUAAUUCGCUGUCAUUUAGAUACUGUGAUAACUAGAUUAGGAGGACUGAAUGCUGAGGUGUCUGAACAUGGUAGACGUCUAUCAGUUGGUCAGAGACAAUUACUGUGUCUAGCUAGAGCAUUAUUAACUAAAGCCAAGGUAUUGUGUAUAGAUGAAGCCACAGCUAGUGUCGAUCAGGAAACAGACUCAUUAAUCCAGGCUACAAUCCAAGAGGAAUUUCGUGACUCUACAGUAUUAACUAUAGCACAUCGUCUCAAUACUAUAAUGGAUAGUGAUCGUGUCUUGGUCAUGAGUGAAGGAAAAGUGGUCGAAUUUUCCUCCCCUCAAACUCUUUUACAAAACAAAGAUACUUUAUUUUAUCAAAUGGUGCAUGGAAAAAGUUAGUAUUUUGGAAUUGUGUUAAUCUCACUCAGGAUAUUUGGAAUUGUUUAUGUUUUUGUUAUGUAUUUGACCUUAUUGUUAUCUUAGAAAACUCUCUUAAAUUGACAUAGUUAUAUAAAUAUUUGCUUUCUCAACUGAUUGAGCUCAAUUCCACCUAUCUAUGUCACUUAUUAAAAUGAGAUAUCUGCUUUGAUUCAAGAAAGGAAAAAUGUAUUGGCACCUGUUAAAAGACUGAGAAUGAAAGAUGUUGUUAACAUUCUCAAAAUUUCUUUAAUUAUAGACUACACUUUGAUCACAGCAAACUCAGAAUUGAAUUUUCUGCCUUGUCACAAAUAUUCAAACUAAAAUUGUCAAGUGCAUGCCAUUGUUUUUGUGAAAAUGGUCCACUUUUCUGGCUGAAAAUUGACCUCUGUUUUAUCAUAUUUACAAAGUAAUUAUAUUUUCAGUAAUUUCCAUUUUAUCAACCUUAAAGGACAGAUUGGCCAUCAGUUUGAUCAAUUGUACCUUUUAUAUUUUCAUACAACCAUAUAACAACCAUAUAAAAAGGAAAUCAUUCUCAGAUAUUUGAAAUAGUUUUUUUCUAUUCUUUUCAAUUCAUGUUUAGAUACUAUUUUGUAGUUUUGAAUUAGAUUUUUCAAUUAAUGUUUAUGUUAUGCAAUUUUCUUUCCAUGUUCCGGUGAUAGUUUUAAUAAAUGAAUGAAUU